Messenger RNA from Suillus subalutaceus, 1218 nucleotides. RefSeq names its product kinase-like domain-containing protein. Gene Ontology annotation, molecular function: protein serine/threonine kinase activity; ATP binding. Gene Ontology annotation, cellular component: cytoplasm; nucleus. Gene Ontology annotation, biological process: peptidyl-serine phosphorylation; signal transduction; endocytosis. The record is from RefSeq and is a predicted model, not a curated record. The coding region runs from base 1 to 1218 and encodes 405 amino acids. The transcript is spliced from 6 exons. Lineage: Eukaryota; Fungi; Basidiomycota; Agaricomycetes; Boletales; Suillaceae.
AUGAACGGCGGCUUGAGCUGGCUUGAGGCCACUCAAGCUGAUUUUGAAAUCACUGGCACAUCUUUUCUCAAGUCUCGCUCGUGGUUGGAUUCACUGUUGGAAUUGUUGUACUCAAGGCUCAAACUUGGAGAUGUUGUGGGAUCUGGUUCAUAUGGUGGAGUUGGGAUACCCCACGCCCUCUGGUUUGGUAGAGAGGCAGCAUAUCAUGCGUUGGUUCUUGACCUCCUUGGGCCAUCACUGCAAGAUCUUUUCCUCGCACACAAUCAAAAAUUCAACCUUCACACUGUCGUGCAUCUAGGAGACCAACUGCUCUCACGUCUCAAAUACAUCCAUGCACACAAUUACGUUCACGGUGAUAUCAAACCGCAGAAUGUCUUGGUGGGUCUUGGCCAUUUGAGGCACACUGCAUAUAUCAUCGAUUUUGGUAUCGCGAAGGAAUACUGGAACACUACAACCAGAGUCCAUAUCCCAUUCCGUCAGAAUCAAAGUCUCACUGGCACUCCUGUGUUCGCUUCAAUCAACAAUCACUUAGGAUUAACCAGUGACCAUGAGAAGCUAUCCAGCUCUUCUAUCCUCGAGCGCAAGGUCAACACCACCAUUGAAGUUCUAUGUGAUGGAAUUCCUGUCGAGUUCGCAAGUAUUCUCAUCUACACACGCUCUCUUGCGUUCUCAGAGGACCCUGACUAUGGGCAUCUUCGUUCAUUGCUUCACAGUCUUCAAGCCACAUUGUCCGCACCAGCUACGUGCUCACUGAAUUUCUCCCAACCUGAUGAUCACAUCAUACAUCCCCCUCCAAUCUCCAAUGAACAUUGGAUUGCUGAGGCAGCGCCCCCACUGGCAUGUCCGCCGGAUGCAACACCUCUUUGGCAGAUUGACUCGUGUGGCAGAAGUCUCAGGUUACUACCACGCCUACUCCUGCUGCUCCACCUCUCCCUGUUCCCCACUGCUGCUGCCCACAUCAUUGCUGCCCCCACCACUACCGCCCAUGUAGCUGCUGCCCCUAUCACUGCUGCCCCCCUUGCUGCUACCCCCAUUGCUACUGCCCCCAUUGCUAUUGCUGUUGCAUUGAAUGCAACUAUGCUUCAGCACCCCCAUAGACAACAACAGCUACCUCUGAGGUUCUGCGACGACAACCCAGCUCACACUGGCACAAGUCGUACAGCAGACGACAGGGAAUAUAUUGAGAUCAGUAAUGUGUCUGGGGAUGAAGAAGGAUGA